Molecule: messenger RNA, 1305 nt
Organism: Fonsecaea erecta
Lineage: Eukaryota; Fungi; Ascomycota; Eurotiomycetes; Chaetothyriales; Herpotrichiellaceae
Exons: 4
Coding region: 1-1305 (434 amino acids)
Molecular function (GO): oxidoreductase activity
Source: RefSeq, a predicted model, not a curated record
AUGUCGAACACAAUGACCAACACCGCCGCUACCGUCUCCGACAGUGAGGCUGUGCGCCUCCCACCGCCCACGAACAAGACCGAACUCGGACCAGCGCCCAUCUAUGAUGUCUAUCAACUGUCCGAUGACCGCACGCAGACGCUCCGGAAAUUGCUGGAGAAAGGCCACAAGACCGUGGCGCCGCUGCGCAAUCCGCAACUCAUCCUGCACAGCCAUUUGCCACAUCUUCUCGGCUCUGCCUACGCGCUGGGCGCAGACGGCGAGCAGUUGACCAAGACGUACGAGCACGAUAUCCAGUCCCUGGUCAGGAUCGAUGAGACUUUCGUCCGGGGCGACAAGAUCACCAGGGACAACUGGAGGCAGUUCCUCGGGAACAAGGAGUAUACCGUGGCUUACGUUGACUUUUUCGACGACGAGAUCCGGAAGAACGGCGGCGACUGGGAGAAGGUCGUGCAGGAGUACCUCUACUCCGGGGACGAACCUCUCAUCAAUGGCUUUUGUGGCGGUCUUGGACACCCCUUCAUCCAUCUUGCGUAUGGCUACGAAUUUCGGAUCCCUGAGGUCGUUACGCAAGCCUUGAGUCUCGGAUGCACCGAGUACGUGGUGUGCCACGGGCUGAUCGACAAUCCGCCGCCGAUCCCGUCGCCGUACAAGACGCGCAGCCUCGCCGAGGUCAUCCGGCGGGUGGAGGCGGACCCGCGCUUCGACGGCAUCAUCGAGUUCCCCGGGACCGUGAACUUCGGCAUCGUGCUACAGCACCGCUUCGAGGCCUUCAUGGAGCACUGGAAUGCCUGGGAAGUGACCGACCCGGUGCAGCAAUUUGAACAGUGCUGCGACCUGUCGGUGGUGUUGGCAAUCAGUCCCACGGCGUACGGCGAGGGCAAGUACGACUUCUUCUACGCCCACAUUAUGACCGUGGCGCAUGCGCUGCGAAUUCUGUUCCAGUACAUCCCCGCGGACAGGCAGGUCUCGAUCUUGCGACAGUACGCCUUCUUCACCAUCUUGAUCUAUAUCCUGCAGAACAGGCUUUCGUUUGGCAUCGAGCGCAUCGAAUCCGUCGACACGAGUCCUCACGAGAACUGGGACGCGCUCGCACAAGCCGCGCUCAAGCACCGCUGGGCCCUGGACGACCACUUCUUCAAGGUGGUGCGAGCCAUCAAGGCAUUUGCCGAGACGUACGGCGAGAAGGACGGCUUCUAUCUCAAAGCGGCCACGAAAUAUGUGACGGACUUCAACGGCUGGGAAGGCUUUGGGGAGGGCAUCAUGGGCUUCCUUCCCAGUCGCGAUGGGUAUAUUCCAGCUUGA